AUGUCAUUGAACACAUCAUUAUACACAGUAUCAGCAUUGCUAAUACUAGACAAUGAAGGUAAUAGAUUAUACGCUAAAUACUACACACCACCAACCGACAAUGACCAUAACAACAACAACAACAACACUAGUAGCAGUAACCCCAAAACUGCCAAACCAUCCACUUCGUCUAAAUCCAUCAGUCAAUUGAAAUUUGAAAAAUCAUUAUUUUCCAAAAUCAAUAAAGUUCAUCAAGAUAUUCUCUUGUAUGAUAACAAUUUAAUUGUAUAUAAACAAAUUAACGAUGCAUCAAUUAUACUCGUGGCUCCAAUAAAUGAAAAUGAAUGUCUCAUGUACUCAACAUUGUCGAAUUUAGUUGAGUCAUUAACUAUAUUGUUAAACAAUACCGUUGAUAAAGCUACAAUUAUUGAAAAUUAUGAUUUGGUAGUAUUAGCUAUUGAUGAGACUAUUGAUGAUGGUGGUAUCAUAUUGGAGUAUGACCCAGCUACUAUUGUGUCACGCGUGACUAAUGCGCCGGUGAGUUCGGGAGCUGCCGGGGUUGUUGAUUUGAAGAAUAUUGAUUUGAGUGAAAAGGGGUUGUUUAAUGCCUUGAGUUUUGCUGGUAAGAAGUUGGGUGAAAGAUUUCAACAAGGGUUGUAA
Molecule: messenger RNA, 639 nt
Organism: Lodderomyces orthopsilosis Co 90-125
Lineage: Eukaryota; Fungi; Ascomycota; Pichiomycetes; Serinales; Debaryomycetaceae
Product: coatomer subunit zeta
Exons: 1
Coding region: 1-639 (212 amino acids)
Biological process (GO): retrograde vesicle-mediated transport, Golgi to endoplasmic reticulum; intra-Golgi vesicle-mediated transport; intracellular protein transport
Cellular component (GO): COPI vesicle coat
Source: RefSeq, a predicted model, not a curated record